ACAAACCCUCGUAUUGUACGCGCGAUGGCGGACAGAAUCAACGAAUUAAAUGGUAUUUGCCGGCUCUGUUUGUGCGAAGACGACGAGGCGCUCUUUCCCGUGUCCAGCAUCAUCGAUCCCUCGCUAACGGAUGUAGAUAUAGAGCGUUUCACCGGGAUACAGCUGUUUGGCGAAGAAUGUAUAUCGUACUCGAUCUGUGUGGACUGUGGCAAUAAGCUGAAAAAGUGCUCUUUAUUCCGUGCGGCGUGUUUAAACAAUGACGCACUGUUCAAGCAACUGUUUGCGGUGCUGCUCGAAAGCGCCAGGAAGGAAACAUUGGGCGGAGAAAAUCGCGAUAAAAAGGAGGAAGCGGUACAGCACGAGGAAGAAAUCGUGGAAGAGUUAGCGCUGGUCGAGGCAAGCGAGCGUUUGGAGCAACUGAUCGAGCAAGCGGAAGAUGUUCAGAUCGAAACGCAAGAGCUGUCCGAGGAAGAAGACGAGGAAACCGCCAGCAGUGACGAGAUGGAAGACGGCUCGCAGGAAAACGCCGAAAGCGGCGACGAGUCUGGCACGAACAAUGUAUUGGAUGAAAGCACUGACAGUAUAGAAAAUAGUCCACCUACUCGUACGAGGCGUCUGUCCUCGCGGUCGGCCAGAAGCGCGCAAACGAGCGACGCAACCCGCUCACGGAGGAAGGCAGACCACCACUAUCAGCAUUGCGAUGCGUGCGGGAAGAUGGUGUCGGAUCUGAAAAGUCACAUGCUCAGCCACACGAAGGAGAAACGGUUCUCCUGCCCGUACUGUGCCGUGACGAUGACGUUCAAAUCGAAUCUAAACAUCCAUAUCAAGACGGUCCAUUUGAAGGAGAUUUCGAAAUCGUGCGAGCUGUGCGGGCAAGGAUUCGUCAAUUACAAUUCGUACAAGAACCAUAUGGCUUCACAGCACGGAACGGGUGAGUACAGCUGUGAAACGUGUGCGAAAAGGUUUACGCACCUGCGAACGUACAACAUGCACGUGCGCCGGCACCAUAAAGCCGAUGCGACGUACAAGAAAAAGAAGCAACUUUGUGGCACGUGCGGCGCCAUGGUUACGCACAUAGCGACGCACAUGCUCACCCAUACGCAGGAGAAGCGGUACGCCUGUCCGCACUGUCCGAUCGAAAUGGUGGACCGGGGGAAUCUGAUGCGCCAUGUCCGGUCGGUCCAUCUGCAGAGUGAGGUGAAGUCGUGCGAAACGUGCGGCAUAGGCUUCAAGUAUCCCAGCUCGCACAGAUCUCACAUGCUCCGAGUGCACGGCAUUGGGAAAACGUUCGACUGCCACAUGUGUGCCAAAAAGUUCAACCACAACAGUGGGCUUAAAUCGCACAUUGCCCGAGUGCACAGCAAUGAGCGAAAGUUUGAGUGUGAAACGUGCGGGAUGCUGUUUAAAGUGAAAGUCGCCCUUACGAAGCAUCAGCUAGUGCACUCGACGGAGCAACCGUACGCGUGCAAUCAAUGUCCGAAACGGUUCAAAAGCCGCCACGGGCGCAAUUCACACCAACUGACCCACAGUGGUAUAGUGUUUCCGUGUCCACACUGUGACAAAUCGUACCGGUACAAGGAUGUGCUUGGUAUUCACAUCCGGCAGAACCAUCCCGAAGCAAAGGAGGAUAAGACCAUAGCGUGUGAAUAAGGAAGUUGGACUAAUUUGAAGCGUUUUUCAUACGAUGAUUCUUAUGACUCGUUAUUGGUAUCACGUGGACACUGUUAAAUUUACCAACUCGAUCUUUAAUGGAAGCGACGUUUUUAUUUGACUUGCGGUUUCUUGGACAUCUAGCCAUCUUUAUCCCGGAUCGAACGUUGGUCGACUACUACUGACGAUAGGGAAAACUGGUGAAUGAAAGCCUCUUUGUUGAUCAAUUUCGACAAACGUUUGGAUACGGACGUUGGAAAGGGAAUUUCUAAAGGUAGGAUAGAUGCCCAAGUCUUGUUUUUUGGCUAAGGAGAAAAGAAAAACUAAGAUGGUUGUUUACGUAUCGCAAUGUAACCUUGAAGGACUUUCAAGUAUUUUGAUAAAAGGCUUUAGUUACGCAGGAUAUGUGGACAAUUUUAAAUAUUAUGAUUUAUGUUUUGUUAAUUGCUCAUCGUCAUACCCCUUCUUUUGUAUGGAAAAGUAAGAUUUUGCGGUUGAUGCACGAUAAAGAUAUGCCUUGAGAAGACUGUGGUAAGCAAAGCUACAAAAAUCUGAAUUUUCUAUGCAUCAAUACAUGUCGAAGACCUAUUCAAUUGUGGAUCUCGUAUCUGAGAUGGGUUCUUGUCAUUGAUUGAUUGAUUCCUUGAUUGGUUGGUAGUGAUCCUAGUCAGGCGUGUGUCUGGUGUACCUCUGGCUUAUUUUAACCUUUACAAAGUCGUCGCGGGCCGCAUUACAGGCUCUUGAGGGCCGCAUGCGGCCUGCGGGUCGUAGUUUGAAGACCCCUGGUCUAGAGGCAUGAGCAAAUAUAUCUGGAGGCAUAUUGUUUAGAACAAUCAAGCACACACUGGGUUUAAUACCAUCCGAAAUCUGAUUCAGGUUCAUGAAUCCGAAUGAAUCAUUGAAAUUAUUCAAUAACCCUGAAUCUCGAUUCGAAAGAUUCAUGAAUCUCAAACAUUAAUUAAACUCAAAGAUUCACGAGAUCUCGAAAGUUUCAAGAAUCUCUAGGGAUGCACGAAUUUCAAGGAAUUCAUAAAUCUCCAAAGAGUUUGAGUGUCUUCUUCUUCUUCUUCUUCUUCUUCUUCUUCUUCUUCUUCUUGGCGUAACAACCUACGUGGUCAUGCCAGCGCCUACCUAUACAGGUUUUCGAGACUUCUUGGGAAGUACUAAGCAGCCGUAUAGUUUUCUAGAGGGAGACGGGUCCAUGCGAGGCUUGAAUCCACGACGUGCAUGUUGUUAAGUCGUGCGAGUUAACCAAUGUAUCAUGGAACCAUACAAAUGCAAUAUGUUUAUAACCGUACAUCUGUAAAGGUGCAUGUAUCCCUGGAGAUUUAUGAAUCCUAAUGAGUUCAUGAAUGUUGUAGAUUAAUAAAUCUUUCGAGAUUCAUGAUUUCUUGGAGAUUCGUGAAUCUUUUGAGAUCCAUGAUUUCUGGGAGAUUCGAAAAUCUCUACAGACUUCUUUGGAGAUUCAUGAAUCUUUAGGGAUUCGAUUCGAGAUUCAAAUCACUCAUCCCUAAAAUGAAUCUGAACGAAAGAUUGGUGAAACCCAGCACUAGAACAUACACAAUUUAACGCUCUACUGUUCCAAUACGGUUGUCCUGUACGGUCAUGAAUCCUUGGCCAGUACAAUAGAGAAUGCUUUGUUUAACGAACUGGACAUAUUGGUGUAGCUGCCAGCUUCAUAUUCCAGGAUCAGAGCACAGGCUAUGAUGGAUAGCUGCUGCCAGAGAACUAUCAAACGAAUGGAAAUCCUGGAAACAACAAAUGACAAUCUCGUCGUGGUGGAAUUAUUUCGAAUUAUUAAUGUAAUCGUUGAAUGAGUUAGGUUUUAAUUCUUCCUGAUUAAAAAUAAGGGUCCAAAUACUAUUUGAGUAUAUUUGGUGUAAAUGUACCCUAUUCCUUAUAAAGGAACUCAACAAAGCAAGAACGGAUUGAGCUAAUAAUAAUAGGAUUCGCAGUAUCGACAUAAACUCACUAUAGUUGUCUCGUUCCGAUGCGAUCGUUCAUCUAUGGGGCAAAAUUUAUUGCACACGUGAACAAUCGUUCACACUACACACAAUCUCACCCGAAGUGAAGUGAAUUACCCUUUUGCUACUAAAGCCAACCAGCCAGCAUCAUUCAUUGGAAACCCGGUGCAUUUAAAUUAGUAAUCACGAUACGCACACCGGGCACAGUGGGACGUUCUCAUCGCUGCUGCCCAGCAUGAAGCGCAGCCCCGGCUCGUUUCGCACGCCCGAUGGACGGGGAAACAUCUUAAACAGCGCGUUUAACAAUUUAAUCAAACGGCCUCGCGAACGAUCACACCGUCCAUCGUCAGGACUUUGGCGCACACAUCUCCAUCGAGCAGCAUCAGUGUCAUCGAAUAAAAUCUCAUCCGAAAGAACACGCACCGAAAUCGUUCGGUGCAAAUCGUUCGGUGCACUCAGUAACUGAGCCGUGUGGUGCGCGCGUGAUGGCCCAUUAAAAUCAAUCAAAAUGAAAGAUCGCAUAUAACGCAGUAAAUUUUGCAAUUUUAUGGCAAAACACGAAUGUGCGGACCGGCAUUGGAUGCAUCCCCAGUUUGGCCGUUCGGAACAGGGGAAGUGAAAAACUGCCCUUGCGAGCGCGGAAAGAACAGAUUUGCAUCCCCAUUUAUUGACCGUUAAUGUCGGUCGAAGCUGCCACACCGAUCGAAGCAGCAAGCUCCCACUGCCGAUGGUGUCAAAUUUUGAUGAUCCCAGACAGAUCUCCGGCCCGGUGUGGGAAGGAAGGCAACCAUGCAUGAUUGUAUCUUGGCGGUGGUGGUGCAAGAACAAGCGAAAACAAGACAUCUCUCCCAUUGGGAGCCUUUGGGGGUACAACAGGUCAAAACAAAACACCAACUAAUUACGGCGAUCGUGCAGUCUUAAAAUCGUCACUCUGGCGGUGGGUAUCUGAUCUGGUGCAUCGUUUGGAGGGAAAGAAAAGGGUACAUGAUUCCUGAUUGAAGCAUCAGCAGGUUUGAUUAUAUUCUCGCUUUUCUCAAACCGUUGCUGUCGUUUCGUUUAGCUCGGGAUUUUUUGUUGUUUUGGGCAAGAAGAAGAAGGUGCGCUGUAAACGUGUUCGACCAUAACAGGAGUUCCAGGCCGUUAAAAGUUGGCCGCAAUCAAGCUUACGGUUGAUUAUUCCAGAACUCUGUAAAAUUGUACAAGCAGCGUGGAGUUAUGAGCCUUCAGUUCAAUAAUUCUUUCAGCAAAUUCAGCUCUUUCAGGCAGCUUUCAAUGUGGUAAUCAAUUUGCGCCAGUCAGCGAUUCAGGCUGAACCAUGCUAAACGAUCAGUUUGGGAUGUUUGGGUCGACCAUAGUGAAAUCUUUUUGAAGCUCACCCACGCGAGAUGACCACGAUGAGAGAGAACAGUGUCGUAAGUUACAGCUCAUUAGCUACUUAAAAAACGGCAUUCAGCUUCCGAGGAUAGAUGCUCAACGGAUGGUUUUUAGAGAUAUUGGAGGAAUAGCCUAAACAAACCUGAAAUCAGUCUGGUUUCGAGAAGUUCAUUCAGUCAUCGUUAAGGGGCCUUCACGACACAUGAGCAAAGUAUAGAAAUAUAAUUAGGAUAUCAACCAUGCGGAAGGGGGCCAAACAUAAAUAACGUAACGCAUCAAAUGACAUUGUUUUAUUCGCUAUCCUCUUCCCCAUUUAUCUUAACGUCUGUAAUUAUUUAAAAAUUAAAGUAUUGAAUUGAAGGUUGACUUCAUAUCUGUAUUACAUGAUCAUCUAUCUCUUGUUCUUGUUGGGCACAACAAUCGUUGUCAGUCAAGGUCUGCCUGUACCACAAAUUGAUAAGGAUCAACCAUUACAAGCGCUAAUCAUCUUCAAUUUUCAAACUGAAGUACCUAUCAAAUGGUGUAUCACUUUUGAAAUGCAAAACCAGACAACAAGCUCCUUUUUUGUAUUUUGGUAUGGAAGAAUUUAAUUAUGGGUAAUUAAUCAAAACUUUGCAGCUCUUUUGUCAUCUAAAAUCGAGUUGUUUACAGCAUAGUGCUUAUUAAAAUAAUAUUAUAGUAAAAAGAGUAUUUUUUGUUUUAAAUUGGCUGCACUCUUCUCCAGAGUUUAUCGGCAAAGGGUAGUGUAGAAGUUGUCUUAAAUCUCCCGUCCUUGGUAGAACUUCUUAUAACUUCUUAUAGGUUUCGUUAUAACCUUAUAGGAAUUUUCGAGUCUCAUAAUUUUUGGACACUUUCAUGACUCUUGCUUCCGGCACCCUUUUUGGUUAGGCUCUUUUUGAAUCUAAUAGUAUUUUAAAAUGAACCAUAAGGUUCACUGCCCGUAAGAAUGGCAUAGAUCCCUAAAAAGCUAUAUUUUUAGCAUCGGCUAUAUCUUCAUCGGUAAAUUUCCUGCAAUUCUGAUGUCCAUAAAAUCUACACUGUCUUUUUUUUCGAUAGAAUUCUACAAGCUUCACAACCUGCAGUAUCUUCUAUUUCGUUUUGUAGCACAAUAAGGAACCCUCUCUUUCUCUCUCUCUCUCUCUCUCUCUCUCUCUCUAUAUAUAUAUUUCUCUCUUUCUCUCACUAGGGUUACGUAAUUUAUGGAUGCUCUCAAAGAGGAUAGUGACCGAGACAGAGGGUUCGGUGGAUGCAACCUCUUCUGAAACCUCCUCCGAUACCAAACUUCUUUCCAUCGUCAAUUAACACGUCAUGAGCAUCGUGAGCAGCUUAAUUCUGCACGUCUUGCACCCAAACGGUGGCCCUUUUUGUCGGCGGGGGUUCACUUUAGCAAACCGAGCAUUCCCUGUAAAGGAUGAUAUUACUAAAUCAUCACUAAGUACGUGAAUGUGGGGUAUGAAGUAGGAUCUUAAUCUUAUUGCCAGUUCCUUCUUGCGACGCACGACCCUAGCUCACGCAGCACACAACACACACAGUGCUCCCGGAAUUUGCUAAGCUUUCAAACAAGACUCAACAAAAACCAACAAACCAACCAACCAACCACUGCAGGAAGCGCCUCAAGGCGCAGCAAGGCACGAGGAACGGACGCCAUGCUGUGCGCAUCUUGCUUCCGGGAGUGUCCUGCACGGUCUUCGGCAGCUUCUUCAAGAUGCAAACAUCGAGCACAAGAAGCUUUGCACACGAAAGCUGCAGGAAUUCUUGAUUUUGUGUGGAAAAGAUUAUUUUUUUGUAUGCGUUGGGUUUUUUUUUCACAGCCUCAUGACCGGUCUGGCCGUUCUUGUUGCGCUUUUAAUGAUGAUGAUGAUGAUGUGCAGUUGCAAUACAUGUUUGCAAUAUGUAUCGUGUGCAGAUCGCGAUUUUCCAUUUCAUUCUUUGCGCCCUCCCAUAUUAUUCUGUUUUUUGUAGCGUUGCGCGCGCAGUAAUCGUACUCUCAUAAAUCUAGAUAAAAAAUGACAUUACACGACACAAGCUUACUGGGCGCACCGUACACGGGGAGGGCAUUAAGGCGCACGCGUAUAAUGGAAACGCAGGCGAACGGAAUCACGAUCGAUUUCUGGUGGAUUCCUGCGGGACAGAUCAACACACUGUCGGCACACACUAAUUUUAACACCUUCGGGAAAGAUCGGGCCCCCUUCUGGGUUGGGGACAAUUCCCCUUACACCUGGCGUCCGAGAAGUUCGACGAUCGUUAGAGAAUCCGAUGAGAGAGAGAAAGAGAGAGGUGGGAUGUAGCCACCGGACUCAUGCAGUCACUCCCGUCUUCGGGUUGUGCCAGUGGGCCCUUGAUGGUGGGAAAUAAAUAAUGUUUUAUGAAUUAAUGGAAACGUAACGAUAGCGCAUGCCGCUGGUGCCCUUCCAAACGAAGGAGCACACGAUAGGUAAGGCGAACCGGAGCGAAAGAGACAGAGAGUGGUUGAGCAGUGAUUAUUGAGAUGUUUUCUGAGCGAUAAGACGCCGCUCUAGUGCCCGUUGUCUCGUUCGAUCAGACGGUGGGGGCUUCCAAAGGGUACUGGAAGCUGGUGACAAGCGUGAAUAAAUUACAUGUCCUUUGUGGAUAAAUUAUGCUCAUUACAAGCGCGGGUGAGUGUGUGUGAGCUGAUUUCACACCUCACCUGUUCUCGGUGUUUAUCUUGUGAAUCUUCACUUCUUUGCACGGUUGUCAUCUCGGAGCUCGUUUAGCAACUGAUUUAGUGACACGAGGAGCGAAUGGAUUGGCUUGCUAUAGAGUGCACUACGCACUACCGGUUGGUCUGACAAGGUAGAAGAGUAUGUAAGGGAGAUUUUAUCAUCUUAUUUUUAAUAAUUGACGUAUGUUAAACAAUGUAAAAACAAUGGCUAUUUGCUAAUUUGGCUGAAUCAACGGAUUUUGGGCGAGAAGGAUGAGCUUUUACCAUCGAUCUUUCGCUACUGUCUUUAGAUUUUUCUGGGCGUUAUCCCCUCUGAAGUCCAUUUUUGGAGUACAAAUAGUUUUAAGACAUGGGUUCACAAAUGGUUUAAUAUAUACAGCGUUUAGAUCAACUCCAACCUCUAAAGAAGGUAGUUUUAAUUUUGGAUUCGAUGGCCUAACUAUUCCAAAUCUUGAAGAUGACUUAACUUGAAAAGGGUAUUGCGUGGAAUCUUUUUACCAGAAUGCAGUUUUGAGGAUACUCAAAAUUCAGACAUCAGAGACCUGCUUGUAGGUAAUGCACCCUUACAUAGGUAUAUUCUCUAAUUAGUUUAUUGGGAGAUCAUUUGCAUGAAAAAAUCACAUUGGAGUUCAUUUUCUCGAAUCGAAUCGAGUUCAGAAUAUAAUAAGCCUGUAUGCUUUUACCAAACUGAUAUCUACUAGCAUGCACAUAGCUUCCUUGGCAUUGUAGUUAACCUAAUAACAUGAAUCUGAUGGGUUAAAUGUACGGAUCAAGCGGUAUCUAUAUGAUAAGGCUGCCAGAAUACAAGCCUUGCUUCAAUGGAUGCAUCAAAACAAUGCUGAAAACUAGUAAGGCGAUAACAUCGUUAGUAAGUUCAAAGCGCUCAUGGACUUCAUUCAAAUGAAUGAAUGAAUGAAUGAUUUGAGUGAAAUACGAAGACGAAAUGAUAAAAAGGAUUUGUCAUAGCAAUGUCAAUCAUUGCCUUAAUAAGACAUGCAAAAAGCUCAAAUACACAUCGGUGAAAUGACCAAAAACUAAAAUUUCUAUUCGCAGACAAAUAAUCAGGAAGAAGGUAGUCGCUCCAUCCUAACUAAACUUGCAGUUUUUAGGCUCAGGAUACAUUAAUAUUGUUCUCUUGUAAUCUAAUCCUAACGAAACUCGCAAGUUUUAGGCUUAGGAUACAUUAAUAUGUUUCUAUUCUUUGUUUUCGAAGUGCCAGAUCCAGCAAAGUCUAUAAGUAUUUCAUCGAACAUGAGUUGAAUGGUAGCUUCCAGUGAAUUUACAUCAUGGGAGCAGUAAGUCGAUUUAUUGCUUGAUCUGUAUUACUUUUUAACACCUACAGCCCGUUUCGCAGAGCUGCUGUUGUUAACACUGUUGCCGUUUCAUUCUUACAGUAGUAAUCUAGAUGACUUGAUGUGUUCAAUCACUCGCCAUAUAUUUUGUACCAAAACGCUCCACGUUGUAAAUAUUCGACUCACUUGUGAACUAGAUAAUCGUGACAACUAUAUCAUCCUAUAACCAGUAACCAGCAACCAAGUUUGCUGUAUCGGUGUGACUAACGCUAGUUUAUUUGCUUACAGUUCCAACAGUUCAUCCAUAAUAGACACACUCUCGCCCUCCUCGCGCCCUGGGUCUAAUCAACGGCAGCUUAUUUAUGUUCCACCAUGUUCGGUGCUCCAGUCCGGCUCGAGUCUAUUUGCCGGCGUUUUCGGUUAAAGCGUCUGUGAUUAAGAAGUUAGAAAAAAUUUAUAGACUCUCGCGACGCAUCAUGCGCAACGUGUCGGCACGUUUUUUCCUUGGUUUAGUUUCAAAACCCCCCUAAAAAAAAAACAGAUUCUAAUCCAAGCUUAGGCAGCGCAGUAAACGAUCUCGACGACAAAAAAAAAGUUAGAAAAGAACAGAUGGACAAGCAGCGCACCACUAAAGCUCUGUGUAGUGGAAAUUUAUCGCCGAACGAACAGCCAUUAAUGGUCACCGGUUGAUUAUCUGUGCCCAUUAAUAAAUUAAAGAAACUUCUCGCGUUUUCCUCUCUAUUUGGGUCUUCACCAUUUUCAUGCUGGUAAACAACAACACUUUCAACUGUGCGUUCGACUGGCCGCAUCGCUGUGAUCGCCACGAUGGUGGGAAGAAAGCUAUCUUCCAAACAGCAACAGUGACGCUGAAGCUGAUGUUGCCGCCAGUCAGGACGAUCAGGAUAAAUCAUCUAUUUUUACGCGCUCAUUACGCGCCGGUUGGCACAAGUCUAGGGUGAAAGUCAUCCGGGCGUCAUCUCAAGCGGAAAGUCAUCUCAGCGGUAAACCAGUCAUCAUCAUUAUCUUACCCGGCAGCAGCAGCAGUAACAUCGGUGGCACCAGCAACAGCAGCAGCAGCAGCAGCAGCAGCAAUUUGAUCGGCAACAUUUUGUCGCCUCCUAUCAGAUGUCAUCCGCACCGAGCUGGAAGCGUGAAAAUUGCUCCAAAAUCACACUAAUCCGAUCCCAAUCGCGACCGGAUUAUCAGGAUGAUCUUUGCCGUCCAGGCCGCCGGUUGGAUAUGCGUUUAAAAAAAGAAACAUGGCGACCACUCAUUCCGCAAAUCAGUCCAGUCUGGACGGUCGUCGGCAAAACCGUACGGAAUUUGAACCGGCUAACGUACGCUAACGGGCGAAUUAUGCAAAUUAUGCACUGCUCGUCACUGCGCGAUCGCUGCUGUCUGUCUGUCUGUGAGCGUGUGUGUGUGUGCAACUGGAGUAAAAGAAAAAAAGCAA
Molecule: messenger RNA, 10416 nt
Organism: Anopheles merus
Lineage: Eukaryota; Metazoa; Arthropoda; Insecta; Diptera; Culicidae
Product: zinc finger protein 555-like
Exons: 5
Coding region: 25-1650 (541 amino acids)
Biological process (GO): regulation of transcription by RNA polymerase II
Cellular component (GO): nucleus
Molecular function (GO): DNA-binding transcription factor activity, RNA polymerase II-specific; zinc ion binding; RNA polymerase II transcription regulatory region sequence-specific DNA binding
Source: RefSeq, a predicted model, not a curated record